GGCGUGGGUCGCCCGUGACACCAGACAACAGCUGCGGUUCUGUGCGCGCCGCGGUGCAGCGCCUCGGGCCCGGCGGAGGGAGCGUGGGCGGCAUCCGCCAGCGAUUGUGAUAUGGGGACUGAGAAAAAGGAGGGACUUCCCAAGGAAGAAACUUCUGAAGACUCCAAGCCACAUGGGCAAACAGUAGAAAAACUUGCACAGGAGGUUUGCCAUGGCCAUGAGUUUGGAGAAGCAAGCGAGGAAGACAUGUCAGAGGGACAUUUGAGAGAGUCCUCGAAAGAGAUUAUAGAAAAAAGGUAUCCUCAGGAGAGACACUUUGCAUCUGGGUUACUUAUCUUCAAGAAGUCGUCCUCAGGUGAGAAAACCAGUGAGAAUCCGAGAGGCUUUAAUCCUAACCCUAGUGUAUUGUGUCAUGGAGGUGCUGAGAGGGCCAGCGCAUGUGCUGCCUCUGGCCACAACUGCCUGGGGAGUAUAGAGCUUACUAAAGCUCAGGGGCCUCCUGUGGGAGAGAAGCCUCACACGUGUAAAGAGUGCGGGAAAGCUUUUAAUCAGAACUCACAUCUCAUCCAGCAUAUGAGAGUCCAUAGCGGAGAAAAACCCUUCGAAUGCAAAGAGUGUGGAAAGACCUUCGGGACUAACUCCAGCCUUCGAAGGCACCAGAGAAUUCACGCCGGAGAGAAACCCUUUGCUUGCACUGAGUGUGGCAAGGCCUUCAUUCAGAGCUCACAUCUGAUUCACCAUCACAGAAUCCAUACUGGAGAAAGACCUUAUAAAUGUGAAGAGUGUGGUAAAGCCUUCAGUCAGAACUCAGCCCUUAUUCUGCACCAGAGAAUCCACACUGGAGAGAAACCCUAUGAGUGUAACGAGUGUGGGAAGACCUUCCGGGUUAGCUCACAGCUCAUCCAGCAUCAGAGAAUUCACACAGAGGAAAGAUACCACGAGUGCAGUGAGUGCGGCAAAGCCUUCAAGCACAGCUCCGGCCUCAUCAGACAUCAGAAAAUCCACACGGGAGAAAAGCCCUAUCUGUGUAAUGAAUGUGGGAAAGGCUUUGGUCAGAGCUCGGAGCUUAUCCGCCAUCAAAGAAUCCACACAGGGGACAAGCCCUAUGAGUGCAGUGAAUGCGGGAAAACGUUUGGCCAGAACUCAGAAAUUAUUAGACAUAUCAGAAUUCAUACCGGGGAGAAGCCCUAUGUGUGCAAAGAGUGUGGGAAGGCCUUCAGGGGUAACUCGGAGCUCCUGAGACACGAGAGGAUUCACACAGGGGAGAAACCCUAUGAGUGCUUUGAGUGUGGGAAGGCCUUCAGGCGGACCUCUCAUCUGAUUGUCCACCAGAGAAUCCACACUGGGGAGAAACCCCAUCAGUGUAAUGAGUGUGCAAGAACCUUCUGGGAUAAUUCUGAGCUGUUGCUUCACCAGAAGAUUCAUAUUGGAGAGAAACCUUAUGAGUGUAGCGAAUGCGAGAAGACGUUCAGCCAACACUCCCAGCUCACCAUCCACCAGAGAAUUCACACUGGAGAAAAGCCAUAUGAGUGUCAGGAGUGCCAGAAGACCUUCAGUCGGAGCUCCCACCUCCUCCGGCACCAGAGCGUUCACUGUAGCGAGUGAUCUGCAGGCCAGGAAGGUGGUGUGGGGAGGCUGGAGGCAGACUUCUCCAUUGCUCUGUACCGGGGCCCUAGGAUCAGAUGAAGGGACAGGGCCUGCCCCUGCCCGUCCACUGAGUGUGUGCCAGUCGUCGGCCGAAAGUGAUGAGGCAGUUUUAUGAACUAUUUAUUGAGAAGUUUCAGCAUACUAAAUUAAAUCAUAAAAGUUAUCUCCGGCUUUAA
Messenger RNA from Mus musculus (house mouse), 1823 nucleotides. It is a transcript of the gene Zfp3, whose product is annotated as zinc finger protein 3. Bases 112 to 1605 code for a protein of 497 amino acids. The transcript has 2 exons. Lineage: Eukaryota; Metazoa; Chordata; Mammalia; Rodentia; Muridae. The record is from RefSeq and is marked validated. Gene Ontology annotation, cellular component: nucleus.